UCUCGGGGAAGGUGGGGGUGAUCGCGAGGUGACAUCUGCGGAGUUAUGGCCACUGCACAAGCUGCCAAGCCACAAAGAACCAUUGUUGUCUGUGGUAUUCCAGAUGGCCGCCUAGAGGAUGACGUCAUGGCUGAUAUACUAAUGAUCCAUUUUCAGAAGUCAAAGAAUAAAGGUGGAGAUGUGGAAGACAUAGUCUAUCCUACACCAACCAAAGGAGUUGCAUACAUAACAUUUGAAGACAAGCAAGUUGCAGAGAAUGUCGUUGCAAAAGCUGAACACAGCCUACAGGACAAGAGGCUGCCUAUGGACUAUCCUCUGAAAGUAUCUUUGUAUAGAGAAAGUGUUUUUACCUGUGUCUCUUGUCUCCUUGAUUUAUCUAUUUUGAGAGAAAAAUCCACCUUAGAAGAUCUUGUGGGAGACCUUAAGAAGAAUUUCCCAGUUUUGAGCUUUGGAACAUUGCAUCCUGAUGGACAGAUAACUGUGCAAGGACCAUUUUCAGCAAUAAGAUCCCUCCAAAAUAAGCUUUUGUUAAAAUUAUGCAGUUCUGUUUCAGAAGCAGAAGUUAAGCCUCGGAGAAGAGAGAACACAACAGAUCCCAGGCCUAAUACCAGGCUAGCAAAAACUGACUUAUCCUUAGAAGUAAGCAAUAAAUUUGUUCAAAGCACCAAAAAAGAGGGAUUAAUUGUUGCGCUUGACACUGAUAUAUAUCUCUACAUGAAAACAUUCCAAGAAAAGAUGUAUCAAGAGAGUCUAAAAAAAUGUGGGGUUAUCAGUCACGUGUUCAGAGAUGGUGAGGUUACCACAAUCUGUUUUGACAAUGACCCUGCUAGCCCAAGUGUUGGCCAGUUAGAACUAGCCAAAAAUACAGUUGAAGACUUGGCAGCAAGUUUACAAAGCUGUUUGCGCAAAGAAAGAUUGUCCCUAGAAGGAUCUAGUAGAGCUGAGAAACGUCAACAUGAACAGGCAUGUGAGAGUGUAAGCUCACAGUACCCCCGUGUUCUGGUUCUUCCGUACUCAACUCACAUAGAUAUUAUAGGAACGUCUUCUGACAUUUAUGAGUUUAUGCAGCAAGUUAAUAAAAUGCUAGGGCGUCUCUGAAAAGAACGCUGGAGAUAGUUGCCGGAUUUCUUCGGGCAGGCCUAAUGUUACAUUCAAUAUGUGGUUGCCACUGAAAAUGUAAGCCUUGAGUUGACUUAAGGUACACCUACCUAAGUUGGAGUGUUACCACAUCACGUGUUUCUGUUGCAGUAUCACUGCAUUAGUUGACGGGGUGGGAGAAUGACAGAACUAAAUGUCCCCAAAUGAGUAUACAGAUGACUAUACAGGACAGUCCCAUGCAAGACUGACAUUUUAAGCAGCAAUGCCGUGUUGAAUGUAAUGGCUAAUUCUGCCAAUAAAGCAUGCUCUGAAACAUCUCAAGAAUGACAAUGAAUGAACAGCAGUUGGUCAUCAGAAGGGAUAAAAGCUGUAUAGCUUAGCAUGUUUUUUUUUUUUUAAAGAUGACUUGUUCUUUUGUUUCCGUCCCUUAUGACCUCA
Gekko japonicus is the source of this 1536-nucleotide messenger RNA. It is a transcript of the gene RBM43, whose product is annotated as RNA binding motif protein 43. Gene Ontology annotation, molecular function: RNA binding. The transcript is spliced from 4 exons. Bases 46 to 1098 code for a protein of 350 amino acids. The record is from RefSeq and is a predicted model, not a curated record. NCBI's taxonomy places the organism in Eukaryota, Metazoa, Chordata, Lepidosauria, Squamata, Gekkonidae.